Arabidopsis lyrata subsp. lyrata is the source of this 701-nucleotide messenger RNA. RefSeq lists its product as uncharacterized. Bases 93 to 356 code for a protein of 87 amino acids. The record is from RefSeq and is a predicted model, not a curated record. Lineage: Eukaryota; Viridiplantae; Streptophyta; Magnoliopsida; Brassicales; Brassicaceae. The transcript has 2 exons.
UUGUAAAGACUCCUUUUACAUCUUACGCAAACGCCACCGAAUCAGGAACCAAAAAUAGAAGAAAGCUGCAAGAUCGAGAACAAGAACCAUCGAUGGCGGAUCAAAACCGAUCAGAGGAGAAGAAGGUGAAAUCGCCUAAAGUGUUUGAACGAGUCAAAGAAGAAACAGAAGCAAUGGGUCAUCAUGAAAAGUCGAAGAGUCGUCACCAUCACAAAGAGACUCAUGGAACAAGUGACGAUAUUGAUCAGAACACUCCAAUUGAUUUUGUGAAGGGACCUGGUUUCUUUCAACGAGUCAAAGAAGAGAUCGAAGCCAUCUUUAAUGCUGUUACUCCCAAGCGUUCUUCAAAGAAGUGAACUUUCAUUAUAUCUGUGUUUGAGUGUAUAUAUGUUCAUGCACAAGUGAGAAGAAGAUCUAGAUAAACCCAGUUUCGUGUAAUGAAUCGUAUCAGAAUGUUGGACCUCUAAUAAUCUUCAUUAGUUCAUGACAUUUGCAAAUGUCAUAAUUUCUGUGAAUUCGAAUUGAGAUCGUUAUAAGUCGUUGGUCUAACAGAUGGUCAAUAAGGUGAAGUCUGGUUUAGGACUUAUAAGGAAAGAGGAGUUUUGCCGGUUUGAAGUAAACCGAGUUUCUUAGUCAUUGUACUCUGUUUUGUAACUUUAUUUGAAUUGAUGUCUCUCACGGGUUUGUGAGGUGGUGGUGAA